GCACGGGCUCCUUUAGUUAGCUUUCUUUUGUUUAGCUAAGAUAGCGGCUAUCCAUAAGGAGAUGUGAGGAGUUGCGAUUCUGCACCAGGAAACACUGAAAUGUCCGGUGCCCUGUGAAACCGCGAGUUGACACCAGCAUGCUUGUGCCGUAGUGGGGGCAGCGUUGGCACAGAGGGCGAUGAUAUCGACCAGGCGUUACAUUUAGUUCCUCUGCUCCGCAUUUGUGAAGGUCUCGUCAGUGGAGCGAAAAAAAGAGAGAAGAAAGCGGUGCUGAAAGAGACCAUGUUCAGGCAACAAGAUAUGGGCAAACGGCGCGGGGCCAGCUCUCAGCCCGUUACGCGAGUCCGUGGAGUGGAGGUAGCGCGCGGCCGCAGCGGUUACGGCUUCACGCUGUCGGGCCAGUCACCGUGCGUGCUCAACUGCGUCCUGAAAGGCAGCCCUGCGGACUACAUGGGCCUGCGUGCUGGGGACCAAAUCCUCAGCGUCAACGACAUCAACGUGUCCAAGGCCUCGCAUGAGGACGUGGUGAAGCUGAUUGGUCGGUGCACUGGAGUCCUGCACCUGGUAGUGGCAGAGACCCACCAGCGCCACCACCACCACCACCACCAUCACCACAACCACAACCACUCCCACGCACAUCACCCUCACUAUCACCAUCAGCAUGCUGACUCUUGCUCCAGUGACGAAGAGCUAGCUUACCAGGACCCCAGGGGCGCGUGGACCACACGGCCCAAGGUGGACUCCAAGACUCUGGGGAUCAAUCGGGCGGAGCGCGUGGUGGCGGAGAUGCAGUCGGGCGGUAUCUUCAGCAUGAUCUUCGAGGGCGCCUGCUCCAGCCACUCGUCCAGCAGCUCGGAGAGAGCGGCGGCCGUUUCGUCCUCGUCCACCAGCAAGCCCAAAGGCAAGCCCCGCCACCCGCUGUCCGAGUCGGACACCUUCCCCUACCCCAGCACCCGCCGGCACCGCAGCCAGCCGGACCUGCUGUCCGAGGACGAGCUGGCCAAGGUGCUGCAGGCCGACGACUCGGUCUUCCUGGACGUGUUCGAGGUGGAGCUGCCGACGUCUCCCGCCGCGGUCCUUCCCGACUCGCCCGACGUCGUCGUUGGCGGCGGCGGCGGCGGCGGAGGGGGGGACGGAGACGACAUCCUGAACGUGGGCAUGGUGGUGGGCUACCUGGGCUCCAUCGAGCUGGCGUCGGCCGGCGGCGGCAGCCUGGAGAGCGACAGCCUGCAGGCCAUCCGCGGCUGCAUGCGGCGUCUGCGCGCCGAGCAGAAGGUCCACUCGCUGGUGCUGCUGCAGGUCAUGCUGGACUGCGUGCGCCUGCGCAGCGAGCGCGGCCACGUGCUGGCCACCUACCCGGCCGAGAAGCUGGCCUUCAGCGCCGUGUGCCCGGACGACCGCCGCUUCUUCGGCCUGGUCACCAUGCAGGCCACGGACGAGUACCACCACCACCACCGGCGGCGCGAGGAGGCCGACGAGGCCGAGCUGCGCACCUCGUGCCACGUGUUCCUGGUCGACCCCGAGCUGUGCCACCACAAGGUCCACCAGAGCGUCGGCCGGCGCUUCGGCUUCGACUGCACGCCCGACCCGGACACGGGCGGCUGCCUGGAGUUCCCGCCCACCUCGCAGCCCCUGCUCCAGUUCGUGUCGGUGCUCUACCGCGACAUGGGCGAGUCCAUCGAGGGCGUGCGCGCGCGCGCCUUCCUGGACAACGGCGCGGGCGGGGCCGCGGUCGUCGCUAACGCUAACGCCGCGGCGGCGGCGGGCGACUUGGACGCGCAGCAGAACAACAGCACCAGCAGCAACAGCGACAGCGGCAUCGGCAACUUCCUGCCCGAGGAGAAGAGCAACCGCGUGCUGCUGGUGGACCUGGGGGGCAACGCCCCCGGACGCCACGCCCCCUCCGGGCCCUGGGAGUUCCCCCAGCCGGCGCGCGGACCUCCCCCGCCCCCGCCCCCCGCCGCUCACAGGAACGGCUACCGGCACGAGCCCCUGUCCGACCUGGCCGACGCGCCGCCCCUCUCCGCCAGACACCUCAGCGUCUCGUCCAGGAUGGAGCUCCAGGGCCAUCCCUCCCGCUCGCACUACUCCAAGAAAGCAGCGGCCGGAGCGCCGGGGACACGCUGGCUGCCGGGGCACGUCCUGCGGGACUGGAGGCAGCAGCAGCACGCUCACAGCAGCGACCAGGAGUCGUACGCCGAGUCCACCGACGGCUGGUCCAGCGCCAACUGCAGCACGCUGCCGCCGCCCAUGAGCAAGAUCCCGGCCGACCGCUACCGGGCGCCGGGGGAGAUCGUGGCGGCCGCCACCGCGCAGCCGCCCCACCGGAUGACCACGCAGAAGGACGAGUGGGCCAAGAAGCUCUUCGGCACCGACAAGGGGCUCCGCGAGCACCAGAAUGGAGCCAGGGGCAAAGACGGAGCGGAGAAGAAGGGUGGAAGGUUCCGGGGGUUGUCCCUAGGGUUCCCUCCUCUGCCCCAGCGUUCCGGAGGCCGUCGCUCGUUCGGCCGCUCCAAGCGCCUCAGCCUGGCCCGCUCCCUGGAUGACCUAGAGUCUGCAGCGGUCUCCGAUGGCGAGCUGAACAGUGUGGAUCUGAAGGGCUGUGGCAGUGACAACAGCCUGAACAGCAAUGCCAGUCUGCCCAGCGUGCAGUGCCACCGCCGCCAUACGGAGCGCCGGGUGGCAUCAUGGGCCGUGUGCUUCGAGCGCCUGCUGCAGGACCCCGUGGGCGUCCGCUACUUCUCGGAAUUCCUGAAGAAGGAGUUCAGCGAGGAAAACAUCCUGUUCUGGCAGGCCUGUGAAUUUUUCAGCCAUGUUCCAGAGACGGAUAAAAAGCAGCUCUCCCAAAGGGCCCGUGAGAUCUACAACAGCUUCUUGUCCAGCAAAGCCACCACGCCGGUCAACAUCGACAGCCAGGCACAGCUGGCCGACGACAUCCUCAACGCGCCCCGGCCCGACAUGUUCAAGGAGCAGCAGCUCCAGAUAUUCAACCUGAUGAAGUUUGACAGCUACACACGCUUCCUGAAGUCCUUCCUGUACCAGGAGUGCAUGCUGGCCGAGGUGGAGGGCCGCCCCCUGCCCGACCCCAACCAGAUCCCCAGCAGCCCCACCUCCAAACACAGCACCAGCUCCGACCGCUCCAACUUCUCCACGCCCAAGAAGGACGACAAGAAGAACAAAUCGGGGCGCUCGCUGAACGACGACAGCAAGGACGAGCAGUGUGACAAGAAGAAAGGCAUCUUCUUCUCCUGGUCCCGGAACAGGAGCUUUGGCAAAGGCCCCAAGAAGAGAGACCUGUGCGACUACAGUUUUACGGGCAGCAAUGGCCGCCGUGAGUCCCAGGGCUCCCUGUCCUCGGGGACCAGUCUGGAGCUGGGCACCUCCGGCUCGGGCAAGAACGAGGGCGACACGUCCCGGAACUCCAUGAUGGAGCGCGCCGUGAGGCACUGUAGCAUCAACCUUCCGGACGGUUCUUGCUGUUCGGUGCCCAUCCGGCCCGGCGUGUCCAUCCGUGAGCUGCUGCAGGGCCUGUGCGAGAAGCUGUCCAUCAACCUGGCCGCCGUGGACCUCUUCCUGGUGGGAGGAGAGAAGCCUCUUGUGCUUGACCAGGACUGCAUGACGCUGUGUUCACGAGACCUGCGACUGGAGAAACGCACUUUGUUCAGACUGGACCUGGUGCCAAUCAAUCGAUCCGUUGGGCUGAAGGCCAAACCCACCAAGCCCGUCACAGAGGUCCUGCGGCCCGUUGUGGCCAAAUAUGGGCUCCACUUAGGGGACCUUGUGGCCAGAAUAAGUGGAGAGAAAGAGGCCCUUGAUUUAGGUCUGCCCAUAUCAAAUCUGGAUGGAUUAAGAGUGGUACUAGACGUAGCUGACAAUGCCACAGGAAAGGUAGUGACCGACAAGCAGAAGCUGACCUCCUCCAAGAGCCACGGCCCGCCACUGAGCGCCAGGAGCCAGUCUGCAACAGGGGACGAGAAGGCAUCAGGGAAGGCCUCGUCUGUCAAAACCCAGCUGCACGUGGAAAAAAGACGGCAGAAAAAGAUUAAUAUAGACGAAGCAGAAGAGUUCUUCGAGCUCAUAUCCAAAGCUCAGGGCAAGCGAGCGGACGACCAGCGAGGUCUGCUAGACAAGAGCGACCUGGUGCUGCCCGACUUCCUGCGCCUCCACGACCAGAACCACCACCACGACGACGACGACGACGACGGCGGCGACUACUCCGGCGGAGGCCGCCGCCUUCGCCACGGCCACCGCCUCCGCCAGCCCCUCCUGAGCUCCACGCCCGCCGGCGCCGCCGAGCGCGUGCGGGGCCGCGAGAACGGCUCGGCCCUCAGCGCCAGCCACCAGACGCAGAGCCUGGACUCGGCCGUGACGGACGGCGGCGGCGGUGGCGGUGGUGGGGGUCGGGGUCCCGGCCGCCGCGCCCUCAUGCCCCCGUCCGGCCCGCGCCAGCGUCUGCACCGGGCGCCCGGCCCCCUCGGCCCGUCGGCCUUCUCCCCCGUGGGGUCCUCAUCCUCGGACUGGCCGGGUGGCGCGGGGGUGCCGGGGCGCGCCCUGGAGGACGAGGAGAGCAUGGCGGACAUGACGCUGGUGGGCGAGGGCGACAUCAGCAGCCCCAACAGCAGCCUGCUGCCCCCGCACGCCGCCAUGGCCGACGACGACCCCCCUCGCCACGGCAACGGCCCCUCCGCGUCCUCCUCCUCUUCGGCCGGCGCUGGCCAGGAAUGGGCUGGAUCAGGUAUCUCCCCAGUGUGACCCCCCCUCCUCCUCCCUCCAGCGUACGCACACACACACACACACACACACACACACCCUCCUCACGCAUGCUCACACACAGACCCGCGUUGUGUGUGGGUGUGUGUAGGACUGUGUGUCUGAGUCUGUGUCCGUGUUGUAGAGUGAGCAUGGAUGCAUGAGCGUGUGGAUUGGUUUGCCUCUCUCUCUCCCCCCUUCACCGUCGAGAAUCUGCCAUCGUCCUGCCAUCUGCCUUCAUCAGGGCAAUAACCAGUGCCAAACCUACCCCCCCCAACGUCCACCAACGUCACCAACGUCCACCUCUGUCCGAACUCACAGAGCCCCAGCCCGAGCACACGCUCUCUCCCUGUGUAAAUACUCCUCAAUGCACUUUAACAAACAUUCUGAGAAAGAGACUUCUUCAGUAUCAUUUUUACUUUUGACUCUUGAUAUUACUCCUCUCUUCAACAAUCACUCUUGCCCCCCCCCCCCCUUCCACAAAUCAGAGCACAGCGCACGCGAAUUAGCCGCUCCUCACCUCACACCCCCCUCCCACCUCAGUGGGCCACACAAUGACACCUCUGUAGCCCAGCGUAGCCGCUAUCACUGUUCCGAGAUCUGCCGCCGGCGCUGGCCGUCCGUUGCCGCCUCCGCGGACCCCUGGUCCAGAGGCUGUUCUCGUGACUCGCCACCACACAGGGACUCGCACUCAUGCAGGUUCUGGAGAAGGAAGGAAAAAAAAAAAAGAGCUGGAAUCAUGUGAUGUGUGUUUUCUCUCUCUCUCUCUCUCUCUCUCUCUCUCUCUCUCUCUCUCUCUCUCGCUCCCUCUCUCCCACAGACUCGGAUCUGUACAUAGAAGUCUCACGCCUUAAAGGGCGCAACAGAGAGGCCUGUUGAUAACCAGGUGUUGCUUGCCCCGUGUCAGGAAAAGGUGGAUGUUGUGCGCACACACACCUAUGACACGCACAUACAUACUUACAUACUCACGCACUCACACGUUUCAAAAAUAGAUACAAUGUAAGUGCACAUAAAAUGCCGUCUGCAUUGGAAGCCUCUCUCGUAGAUAGAGUGCAAACAUGGAGGGCAAUUCGCCCCUGUUGAUGAAGCACAAACAUUCCUAGCUGCUCCUGUUCAUAUGAUCUCGUGUCAGUGUGCUAAGGACAUUUGUACAUGUUCAGUAACUGAUGUUUUAUAGAAGUUCAUGUUCAUCUUCAGAUGAGGUCAUGCCUACAUAGCAACGAAUGCCUGAAAUAAAUGCAUUACUUUUUUUUCUCUUUCUCACGCCCGUACACACACACACAUACACACACAGUCACACACACAUCCAUCCAUGGCCACUGAACCUUCACCACGCCUCAAAGCUAAUUAGCGCCGGUAGCCAGCGCAGUUAAAUGAAGCCCAUGUGUCUCUCACUCUGUCCCCCUCCCGAGAGCCCUAAUCAGCAGGCGCGGUGGGGGGGCGAGCCCUCCACGUCUCUGAUCUCCCCACGCUAGGCUCCUCUCCUGCUGAUGCUCCAUCAUUACUCUCCCGCCACAACUGCAAUUCAACAAUGCUAAACGAAUGAGAAUGACUGCUGCCAUCGCCUUUUAAAAACAAACCAGACUAUGGCCUUGAAUAUAGAGCCUCUUGCUGGGUUUUUUUUUUUUUUUUUUUAAAUAAAUAUAUAUAUAUAUACCUUAUGUUGCCAUGUAAUAUAACACAGAGAAAUAAUUUAUCUCAUGUUGUUUUUAAUUUCAUUGUGUUAUCUGCAAAGUGAAUACUAAUUGUGUACAUAAUAUUAUUAUUCCCUUCUCCUGUCAUUUUAUUGUUUUUUUAAGCCAAUGAGUGUCAUUGUUGAAUUGCACGCCACUGUCCCCUACCAGUCGUCAGUAGGUGCCUCUUCUGUUUCUCUAGACGACAGAUCUACUCUGUUUGACCUUUGACCUUGUGUUUGUGCAGCCUCUGUAAAUAGAUCUCUAAUAAAUGUUCCAGGGUGGAAUCACCCACUCCCACCUUC
This is a messenger RNA of Sardina pilchardus (European sardine), 6727 nucleotides long. RefSeq names its product regulator of G protein signaling 12b (gene rgs12b). Gene Ontology annotation, cellular component: plasma membrane; nucleus; cytoplasm. Gene Ontology annotation, biological process: signal transduction; regulation of G protein-coupled receptor signaling pathway. Gene Ontology annotation, molecular function: protein binding; GTPase activator activity. The transcript is spliced from 18 exons. Lineage: Eukaryota; Metazoa; Chordata; Actinopteri; Clupeiformes; Clupeidae. The record is from RefSeq and is a predicted model, not a curated record. Bases 283 to 4752 code for a protein of 1489 amino acids.